AUGCCUCAGGAUUAUCUCGGAUGCAUCAUAGAUAAGGACGGACGCCAUCCUGACCCAGAGAAGAUUGAGGUCAUCCGCCAGAUGCCAGUACCGAAGAACGUGGCAGAGGUUCGUUCGUUCCUUGGUAUGAUCAACCACUAUGGAUCGUUUGUCGCGGAGAUGCGUCAGUCACGCGCACCGCUGGAUGCUUUGUUGAAGAAGAACGUUCCGUUCAAAUGGAAUGAGGAAUGUGAAGCAGCCUUCAAUCGCGCCAAGGAAGUGCUUGCUUCAGACCUGUUCCUGACGCAUUUUGAUCCCAGUCUGGAUAUAAUUGUAACGGCCGAUGCAUCAGACCAUGGAAUUGGAGCAGUGAUUCUGCACAGGAUGCCGGAUGGGACCAAGAAGGCAAUAUGGCAUGCAAGCUGA
This is a messenger RNA of Necator americanus (New World hookworm), 405 nucleotides long. RefSeq lists its product as uncharacterized. The coding region runs from base 1 to 405 and encodes 134 amino acids. Lineage: Eukaryota; Metazoa; Nematoda; Chromadorea; Rhabditida; Ancylostomatidae. The transcript has a single exon. The record is from RefSeq and is a predicted model, not a curated record.